Molecule: messenger RNA, 861 nt
Organism: Paracoccidioides brasiliensis Pb18
Exons: 2
Coding region: 1-861 (286 amino acids)
Molecular function (GO): oxidoreductase activity
Source: RefSeq, a predicted model, not a curated record
AUGGCAGCCACAACAAUCCUGAACGAUCUCCUACCUCUACCAAACUUGCCAAAAGUGCAAAUACCCCGUUUAGGCUUCGGUGUCUACCGCUCACCUCCCUCCCAGUGCGAGAAAAGUUGCCUGGCGGCCCUCAUCGCCGGCUACCGACACAUUGACACCGCACAAUUUUACGCCAAUGAGACCGAAGUUGGCAACGCCCUACGCAGCUCCGGUAUGAGGAAAGAGAUAUUUGUAACAACGAAAAUAAUCUCUCCCGCAGGGUCUCCGGAGGCAACCUAUGAAAAGCUUCUGGAGAGCGUGAAAAAGAUUGCUGGAGAAGGACAGGAUGCGUAUGUUGAUUUGUUUUUGAUUCAUAGUGCGAAAUCUGGGAAGGAAGGGAGGAAGGAGCUGUGGCAGGCACUAGAGAAGUUAUUUGAUGAAGGGAAGACGAGGAGUAUUGGUGUUAGUAAUUUUGGGGUGGGGCAUAUUGAAGAAAUGAAGGAAUAUGCGAAGGUGUGGCCGCCGCAUGUUAAUCAGAUUGAGGUGCCUUCAUCCAUGGUGCCAACAGAAGGUGAUCGAUGCUUAUUGCAAAAAGCACGGAAUCGUAGUGGAAGCGUAUUCGCCGCUCGUACGGAACUACAAGGCCACCGAGCCAACUCUCGUCGGGAUCGCGAAGAAGUACGGCAGGUCGACGGCGCAGAUAUUGAUAAGAUACGCUUGGCAGAGGGGAUGGUUCCAUUGCCCAAGAGUGACAAUCCUGAUCGGAUUCAAGCCAACGCCAAUGUUUAUGAUUUCUUCAUCACCGAUGAGGAUAUGACCGCCUUGAACGCACUGGAUCAGGGGGACGAGGGGGCGAUUGUGCAGGCUGUCAGUAAUGAGUAA